This is a messenger RNA of Cucurbita pepo subsp. pepo (vegetable marrow), 2341 nucleotides long. The record is from RefSeq and is a predicted model, not a curated record. NCBI's taxonomy places the organism in Eukaryota, Viridiplantae, Streptophyta, Magnoliopsida, Cucurbitales, Cucurbitaceae.
AACUACGGUUAGAGUUUAUGAGUAAAAAUCUUAUUUUUCAAAAAUCAUCAAGUCAACAAUAUCAUCAUAAAAGAUUUAUACAAAGCAGUGCCGGGGUGUCGACAACUUUUACGUGACAAAGUUUAAAUCGACUAGGACUAUUAUGAUGAGGGACGACAUUGAGGUUACCUUAGUGUCUAGAUCUCUAUCAACUUUGGGAAUUCAUAUAUCAUGUAAAAUUUCCUAUAUAUUUUGAGAAGACAAUGCAAUAUUUACUACUUUCAUACAAUCAAAGAGCAUGAAUGUAUAGCCUCUCUAUGGAUAAAGAAGCCAAAGAUAUUAAUUACAGAAAAGUGCCUCCUUUCACCUCAACUUUAAAAUUUUGUCCUCAUGUUGAGGUCGCAGUAGUUUUCAUUGUGCUAAACAAAUAUACAUUAGGCCACGGUAAGAGAGCAGUGGUUAGAAAAUAUUGGCCUUUUUCUAAUUGUUUAAGGAGUAAUCUGAGACACAAUAAAUACUUGAGCAUUCUGUUUCUCUCAGCAGUGUUUUCAAAUCUAGUCCUUUUCAUAGACACAAUAAAUAAGCCUCUGCUUAUCUAUCUUUUAAAAACUUAAUAUAAUAUGAUAGUUAGUGCCUUGAAAAUUGAAGUUUUUUCAGCUACUUCUGCCUUUGUAGUGAUAUCCUCCCUCCUCCUCUUCUUUCUCCUUUUCUAUCUUUUUGUGGGAAGGUGGGAGAAGGUUUAGUAUGCAUUUAAAAUUGUGGCCAUUAUCUUUAUUUAUUGCUCUGAAAUUUCUAGGAUAAGUAUAAAUGAUUGGAUCAAAUUGCACUAAAAUACAACCAAAAUGCACAUGAAGGGGGAACAGUAUCAGGUAAGAGAUGGCAUCAGGAUCAAUUUUCAUUCCUACAGUUUUAUCCCAAAAGGAUAAGAUGGUAAAAUCAUAUUAAGAGCAUUGUUUUGCUCCAAACCUUUACGAUUCAGCACCAAGAAGAAAAAGACCUACCUAUAACCUCCCUUUAGUGCUAUGAUUGGCUCAAUCUCAGCUAUGAGAUUCAGGGAGCAAGUGGACCAAAAAUACUAGCUCCUGAAUAGGGAUGUGAAAAAGGGCUUUGCUUGCCUUGUCCAUCUUCCCUUUGCUUACAUCACUAGAUUGAAUUGUCUACAAGAGAUUUAUUCUUUCUUUUUUCAUUUCAUAUCAACUUCUCGACAUACUUUAAUGUACCGCGCUUCUUUUCCUAAUCAUUCUACCAUAAUAAUAAUUAUACUUCACAAUAUGUUGCUUUCUCUGAUGUAAGCAAGACAUGCUAUGAAAAUUAUUAUCGCAAACACAAUCAAUUCUCAUGUAUUGAAUCAUGCUUAUAUCACAAACACAUACAUAUAUGGAGUAGCCAUAACGAGAAGGAAGAUACACGGAUAUAGUAGAGUACCUGGACGUUCUCGUGACAUGAAAAAAAAAGCAGCAGUGCCAUAAUAGGAUAUAGACAUGGUCUGCAUGGUAUUCCAGAGAUUCAAGCUCUGAGAAACUUUCUCAAAAUCACUCCAUGUUCCUGAAAGUGGGCCAUUGGAACCUUUUAUGUGCUAUAAAGCACCUUCACCACCAAGCUUCCCACUCUCCUUAAACAUAGGCUUCUUCCCUUCCAAUACCCAAGCAAGCUUUCAACAAUCCCUGAAAAAUGCAGCCUGGUGAAGUCACAGGUCUCCAAUAUCUCAUCCCCUCCAAUUUAUCCGCAUAUGCCAAUAAUUUUCCCAUGACUCAGAACAACCUACCUAUGGUGCAACUUAACCAAUUCUCAAAUCCCUUACAUAAUUUCCAAGGAACUACUCAAAUUCAAGAUUUUAAUCGGCAUCCAUGCUUGAGUAGCUAUUCAACUUCUGAUGAAGCAGAUGAGCAACAACAAAGCCUCAUUAAUGAGAGGAAGCAGAGAAGGAUGAUAUCCAAUAGAGAGUCUGCACGCCGGUCACGUAUGCGCAAGCAGAAGCAUCUGGAUGAGUUAUGGUCUCAAGUAGUUUGGCUUCGGAAUGAGAAUCAUCAGCUUAUCGAUAAGCUGAACCAAGUUUCAGACUGCCAUGACAAGGUUGUUCAAGAAAAUGCUCAACUCAAGGAGCAGACUUCCAAACUCCGUCAAAUGCUCACAGAACUACAGGUCAAUAGUCCUUACCCCAACUUCAGAGAAAUUGAAGACAUUACCCCCAACACGCCAUCUGAGAGCUGAGACUGCACCGGUCUUAUAAUAGAUUGUAUAGAUAAGCCAGGGUGAGGAGGAAAUUUUUUCCAUUUCCAUUCUCCAUUUAUGGUUCUUCUGUCUCCAGUCUUUUCCUCCAUUAAGCCUGUAGCUUCAUGCACGUGAAGAAAAACUGCUACAA